AUCAGACUUCGCAACACACACCACGCACAMCAAUUACUAGCCGCGACAACGAAAGAAUCCCAAUGCCUCCRUCUUCGUCGGACGGGACGCCCUGGGUGGAGCGCUACCGCCCCAAGACGCUCGACGACGUCUCCCACCAGACCGAGGUGGUCUCGACCCUCAAGAACGCGGUCAAGACGGGCCGGCUGCCGCAYCUGUUGCUCUACGGCCCACCKGGAAGCGGGAAGACCAGCGUGGCCCUGGCCCUGUGCAAGGAGCUCUGGCACCCGACGCAGUGGCGCCGCCGUGUGUUGGAGCUGAACGCCAGCGACGAGCGCGGAAUCAGCGUGGUCCGGGAAAAGAUCAAGCAGUUUGCAAGCCUGUCCGUGGGGAAGGYCGGGAGCCACACGGCCCCGCAGGCCAGGAAGGACUUUUUCGGCACCGGCAGCCACGGGAGUGCCGAUGCCACGGCGGGGGAGGCAUCGGAGCAAACMGGCAACACCAACGACAGCGAGGCCAAAAGCUACCCCAACCCGCCCUUCAAGGUGAUCAUUCUGGACGAGGCCGAUACCGUUACGAAAGAUGCCCAAGCCGCUCUUCGACGAAUCAUCGUAAGUACACUGGUAAUCAGGAAUGGAACCGGGGGACGAGGACAAGAACUACAAGUAAUGCGAUGCGAUGCGAUACGAUACGAUACGAGGGGACGAAACGGUUUCCAGUGGGAGAGGGACAAGCAUUUUUCCAUUCUCGCUCCCUCGUCCGCGCAUCUAUUCCUUUUGUUGCUCCCUUUUUGUUCUCGACUCACACUCGCCACUGCCUUUUUUCGAUCUUCCACCAAUCUACCGGACAAUAUAGGAAGCGCACUCGCGCAUCACCCGUUUUAUUUUGAUCUGCAAUUACGUAACGCGGAUCAUCGAGCCCCUGGCCUCCCGGUGUGCCAAGUUCCGGUUCCAGGCGCUUCCCCCUUCCACUAUGAAGGAACGGGUCACGGCCAUUGCCCGGGAGGAGGGCCGMAAGCAGAGCGGGGGCCGCAACGAGGCAGCGGUCAUCACGGACCGCCAGAUCGACGCCGUCCUGGCCGUCUCGGGGGGAGACAUGAGGCGGGCCGUCACGUCGCUGCAGUCGGUCCAGGCACUGCUGGCGGGGCAGCAGCCGGGAACCGCCGCCGACAUWGACGAAGAGGCCAUCUACGAGCUCGCGGGUCUCCCACCCGGUGCGGUUGUCGAGGUACUCUACCAGUCGCUGCUGUCGAACAGCUUUGACACGAUGCAGGCCGCCGUCAAGAACGUCCUGCACGACGGAUACUCGGUUCAGACGCUGCUGCAAAAGCUCCUGGACCGGUUCCUCGAAACCGACGACCUGGACGAGCUGGGCCGGGCCAGGAUCGCGAUCCGGAUCGCCGAGGCGGAGGACAAGAUGAACGACGGGGCCGACGAAUACCUCCAGCUCAUGACGGUCUGCGGGUUGGCCCUCAGGUGUCUGCAGGAGAGCGCUAACAAGAUGAAGCAAUAGAUACCGGUGAGCUCCAUGCCAACCGGGAAUGCGCUCGAAAUGGGGCGGUGUCACGCCUUGCCAAACAAAGCAACAAAACAAAAACACCAAUAGUAGAAUAUGUUGCGGCCUCGUGCAGCACAGASGGACAAAAAUGCUGUGCUGCUUUUUACGUUGCGAACUUCACGAGAGAAAUAUCGCCCCUCUCUCUACUUCUUMCACAAACUCUAACACAAAUAAUACGA
Pseudo-nitzschia multistriata is the source of this 1715-nucleotide messenger RNA. The record is from the annotation of a GenBank genome assembly. NCBI's taxonomy places the organism in Eukaryota, Bacillariophyta, Bacillariophyceae, Bacillariales, Bacillariaceae.